GUUGUUGUGAAUGCACUCUUGGGAGCUAUCCCCUCAAUCUUGAACGUUUUGCUCGUCUGUGUUGUCUUCUGGCUCCUAUUUAACAUUGCAGGAGUAAAAUUACUUGGAAAAAAAUUUUGGAAAUGCACACUCAAGAAAGGAAAUAUCAGUCUAAUUGAUAACAAAUAUAAUUGUACUUUCUAUAAUGGAACAUGGACAAAUAAUGCUGUAAACUUUGAUAAUGUUGGGAUGGGAUACUUGGCUCUUCUCCAAGUGGCAACGUUUAAAGGUUGGAUGGAUAUUAUGUAUGCAGCAGUGGAUUCACGUGAGAUAGAUGACCAGCCAAAGUUUGAAGCAUUCUUAGCCAUUUAUAUGUAUUUUGUGGUUUUCAUUAUUUUUGGAUCUUUCUUCAUGCUGAAUCUUUUCAUUGGAGUGGUUAUCAGCAAUUUUAACCAACAAAGGAAAAAGAUAAGUGGAAAAGAUCUAUUUUUGACUGAGGAACAGAAAAAGUACUAUAACGCUCUAAAAAAACUUGGAUCCAAGAAACCUCAAAAACCUAUCCCAAGACCAUUGAAUGUGUUCCAAGGAUUACUGUUUGAUAUAGUAUCCCACAAAGCAUUUGACAUUACUGUUGUGACUUUCAUCUGUCUAAAUAUGGUCAUUAUGAUGGCAGAAAAUAGCCAGAACAGCGUCAAGGAUGUCCUUAAUAAAAUCAACUUCUUUUUUGUGGCAGUAUUUACUGGGGAAUGUGUCAUAAAAAUACUAGCCCUAAGACAUUACUUCUUCACCAGUGGCUGGAACAUAUUUGAUUUAGCUGUUGUGGUCCUUUCACUAGUUAGUAUUGGACUUUCUGAAGGCUUUCGAACUUUGUUCUCUCCUACGCUUUUGAGAAUUUUUCGUUUGGCACGAAUUGGCCGAAUCCUGAGAUUAAUUCGAAAAGCUAGAGGAAUUAGAACUCUUCUUUUUGCAUUACUGAUGUCUCUUCCCGCACUGUUCAACAUUGGUCUUUUGCUUUUUCUGCUUAUGUUCAUUUAUGCCAUUGUGGGCAUGACAAACUUUGCCUGUCUUGGCUGGGAAGGUGGGAUUAAUAACCUUUUCAAUUUUCAAACCUUUAUAAGUAGCAUUCUCUGUCUCUUCCAAAUUACAACAUCAGCUGGCUGGGAUGGUCUUUUGGUCCCUCUGUUAAAAGGAUCUGAUUCAUGUGCUCCCAACUUAAAUUUAACAUAUGAACAGAAAAAAAAUUGCACAAGUAAGGGGGUUGGUAUUUUAUUUUUUGUAAGCUAUGUCAUUAUAUCAUUUCUCAUUGUUGUAAAUAUGUACAUAGCUGUCAUUUUAGAGAACUUCAGUGUUGCCACUGAAGAAAGCACAGAUCCUCUUUGUGAGGAUGACUUUGAUAUGUUUUAUGAGACCUGGGGAAAAUUUGAUCCUCAGGCAACACAGUUUAUUGAAUAUUCUGCUCUUUCGGACUUUGCAGAUGCUCUGGCAGAACCCUUACGCAUUCCAAAGCCUAAUAAAAUUGAGCUCAUAUCCAUGGACCUCCCUAUAGUUAGUGGAGAUAAGAUCCACUGCUUGGAUAUCUUGCUUGCUCUCACUAAAAGGGUCUUGGGAGAAUCUGGGGGUUUGGAUGGUCUUGAAUUACACAUGGAAGAAAAAUUUAUGGCUGCCAAUCCAUCUAAAGUUUCUUACAAGCCAAUUACUACUACCCUUAAAAGAAAACAAGAGGAGGUAUCGGCUCUUACUAUUCAAAGGGCCUUCAGGAGGUAUUUGAUGCAGCGUUCUUUUAAAAAUAAACGUCAUAAACGUUAUAACAGUGCUGUCUUUGAAGAAGAAACACAUGAGAAGAAAAGUCUUAUUUCAUCAAUGCGUAAUGAAAAUAAUGGUAGGAAGCUAGAUAAAUCAAGGGCUACAUCUUCCAUCUCUCUCCCUUUAUUUUAUGAUGGUAUUGCUGAAACAGAUAGCGAUAACGUGGACACAUAA
Fulmarus glacialis (Northern fulmar) is the source of this 1956-nucleotide messenger RNA. Its product is annotated as sodium channel protein type 5 subunit alpha-like. Gene Ontology annotation, biological process: neuronal action potential; membrane depolarization during action potential; sodium ion transmembrane transport. The transcript has 6 exons. Gene Ontology annotation, molecular function: protein binding; voltage-gated sodium channel activity. NCBI's taxonomy places the organism in Eukaryota, Metazoa, Chordata, Aves, Procellariiformes, Procellariidae. The annotation marks the transcript as partial. The record is from RefSeq and is a predicted model, not a curated record. Gene Ontology annotation, cellular component: axon; plasma membrane; voltage-gated sodium channel complex.